This is a messenger RNA of Diaporthe citri, 738 nucleotides long. RefSeq lists its product as uncharacterized. Lineage: Eukaryota; Fungi; Ascomycota; Sordariomycetes; Diaporthales; Diaporthaceae. The record is from RefSeq and is a predicted model, not a curated record. The coding region runs from base 1 to 738 and encodes 245 amino acids. The transcript has a single exon.
AUGCUAGCCUCGCCCAGCUCCCCCCAGCCCCUUCCCUCCUUCGAGACACUCCUCCACGCUGCUAGGACCGGGACCGGGCCCUUGCCCAGGAUCACCCGCAAUGCCCGCCGUCUCUUCUGGACUCUUCAAAGUCCCGUGGCCGCAUCCGUCUUCGUGUUGGACGCCGACCGAAAUCCAGACGCGACCCGUGAGCCAUAUUUCCAGCGGGUAGAUCCUGAUGAGACCGUAUGGCAUCCCAUCUCGCGGGAGCCCCUCACCGAGCCCAAGGUUUCCUCCGUCCUCGUCUCCGUCGACGACCUGGAAGAAUUCCCGAGCGUCUGGCUGGACGGCCAUGAGCCGCACGCAGAUCCGGACAGCGACGACUGUGUGUUUGGAAGGCUGGGUGCAGACGAACCGGGGGGUGCCGAGGACGGCGACGGCGACGGCGAGGUCGAGCUGCUCAGGUGCUGCGGGACGGACCUGCCCAGGGAGGUCCCCCCGCUCCUGGUCGAGGCCGCACAGGGUCCGUAUGUCACGGUCCAUGACUACGUGACCGCGGUGCAUCCCUGGCUGUUAGGCUUGCGGGGGAACAUCCUGUGGGCCCUGAACGACAUCGCUGAGGACAAGCCGCUCCCGGCCGAGACAGAUUUGGCCGUGACAAUGUAUGGCCCUGAUAGUUUGAAGAUUAUGAAAGAGGAUGAAUGGUUCUCGGACGCGAGGAGCGAUUACAAGACUCGCGGACUCUUUGGCACUGGCUAA